AUGACCGACGAGGAUGUCACCUCCGAGGAUUUGGACGGCCACGAUAGGAUCCUGGAUUCCGAAUGGGCAGAAUUACUCAACAUCCAGAGGAGCCUGAUCGAGUCCAUUCCACACGAUCACCCGUAUCUCGCGAACGGGGUAUUCGAGCAGGCAGCCACCACCAGGAAGCAAUGCGUCAGGCUCAUCAGCAGGUUGAGGGGUCAACUAGCUAAGAAAGCUCAGCCACCCAGUACACCACCGAGUCCUCAACACCACGAUCAGCUGAAGAGAUUGGACAUCAAGCCUUUUGAUGGCAAUCCUUCACAGUGGAAGGAGUUCAGUGACCUCUUCACUUCACUGGUGGGCAGCAAAUCUACAAUUCCCCCAGUGGAGAAAUUGGUGAGGCUGAAGAGCAGCCUCAGAGGACCAGCAGCAGCUCUGAUCUCUACGAUACCCAUCAGCGAUCAGAAUUAUGAGAACGCAUGGAGAAAGCUCCAAAAGAAGUACGAUGAUCCCAGACUUUUGGCACAGUACUUAUUUAAUCGAGUCCUGGAGUUGCCAAAAAUCACCAAACCCACGGAACAGAAUCUCACCGACAACGUGGCAGCAGUAGUCGAGUCGCUGGACCAGCUCAGAACAGACGCCAAGGAUUUCCCCAGUCUCAAAGAGUUCGUCCUAUUCGUGGAGUCCUGUGCCAGGAGUAUGAACGCAGGGUUCAAACUCCACUCCAGAGAGCAGAUCACCGCUCCCAGCAAACCACCUAUUAAGAAGAAAGGAGCUUACGCAGCAACUCAACAAGUGGAGGACAGCGCUCAGCAGAACAGUCACCAAAGGAAAGAGUGUUCCAUGUGCAAAGGGAACCACUUUGUUGACAAGUGUCAGCAAUUCAAGGAGCUGGACCCAGUAAAGAGAAACGGCCUGGCCAUCGACAAAAAACUAUGCUUCAGGUGCCUGGGCCCGCACAAAAAAGACAGGUGCAGCUCAGACGAACAAUGCCAUAAGUGCAAAGGAUCUCACCACACUCUGAUCCACGGAGGCAGCAGGUACACAGGAUGGGCUCCCCCACGUCGUGACUCGGAAGCUGCAGGGUUCUCUGGAACUGCCAACAGACCUGCAGAAGAGAGGAUCGACGAGGACCAGACUAAGCCCAGUACGUCAACAGCAGCAGUUAACCUCAACAAUCAGAUGAUCAAUGAGAACCAGCAGUCAAAUCAACCUUCAGAAGAUCAACAAUCGGUGCUGUUGGCGACAGCCCGAGUUACAGUGAAAUCACCACGAGGAUUCUCCAGCAGAGCCAGAGUCCUCAUCGAUCAGGGAUCAGAGGUGUCAUUCAUCUCAGAAAAUCUAGUAAAUCAACUGCACUUGUCCAGGAAAUCAACAACGUUGGAAUUAAUCGGAAUUGGAGGAGUUAAUUCCGGUAGCACGAGAGGAUUGGUAUCAGUUACACUUCAGGCAAUCAACGGAAAUCAACAGGUUCAGAUCAGCGCCUACAUAUUGAAGAGACUCACCGCAAUUCUACCAUCGUUCUCACGUGCCUCAGCGAACAUCGGUUCAUUAGAAAAUCUACAGCUAGCAGAUCAGCAGUAUCUCAAGCCCGGACCAAUCGAUAUCAUCAUAGGGGCUGACAACUACGGGCGAAUCAUCAGAGAUGAAGUUGUCAAGUCCAAGCAGUCAAAAGUCGUCGGCCAACGCACAGUCUUUGAACUUCUCCAGAAAUUUUGGGUCCAGGAAGAGUUACCAGUUCAGCAGUCAGAAAAUUCAGAGUUAUCACCAGAUGAGCUGGAGUCAGCUCUCGGGGAGUCGAAAUUCAAGGCUUCGCGUCAGCUCAGAUCUACAAUCAGCAAACUCACCAAUAAUCAGGCAUAUGCCCAGCUGUACAAGGAGUUCAGCAACGAGUACGUAACUUUGGGUCAUAUGCAAAGAGCACCAGAGACAGCAGAACCCGUUCCAGUUUAUUAUCUUCCACACCACGGGGUUCUGAGAGCAGAUGCAAUCACCACAAGGUUGAGAGUCGUUUUCAACGGCUCCAGCCCCACUUCAUCAGGAACGUCACUCAACGACAUUCUACAUCCAGGUGGAAAACUUCAGACCAACGCCAUGGACGUUCUAACAUGGAUGAGAAAGCACAGAGUAGCCACAGUCAGAACGAGCAAAGCAGAAGUCGGCAGACAUCAAGAUGGGUCGCCUAAUCUCCAGAACAUCACAGCAGCCCACUCGGUGUUUGACAGACCAAUCCCCAAGCUCUGUCUGCUUCCUACAGACCCACCUACACCAGAACAACCUCCAGAAGAAGAUCACUCAGAUGAUCAAGACGAUCAACAGCAAGGGGACAUCCAGGAACUGCAGGACUGA
Molecule: messenger RNA, 2331 nt
Organism: Diachasma alloeum
Lineage: Eukaryota; Metazoa; Arthropoda; Insecta; Hymenoptera; Braconidae
Exons: 6
Coding region: 1-2331 (776 amino acids)
Source: RefSeq, a predicted model, not a curated record